Messenger RNA from Prorocentrum cordatum, 447 nucleotides. The record is from the annotation of a GenBank genome assembly. NCBI's taxonomy places the organism in Eukaryota, Dinophyceae, Prorocentrales, Prorocentraceae.
AUGCCCGAGGCGCUGCCGGAGCUCGAGGGCACCCUGGCACGCCUGGAGCGCCUCCAGAGGGCCUGGGGCGACCCGCUGGACGACCAGAGCGCCUUCCGCCGCGGGCUGCGCGCGGAGCUGCGGGCCCAGGCCCUCGCGCGCGGCGAGCUCGGAGGCGCACCGGCAGCGACCCCCCGGGCAGCGGCGGCCAGUGCUGCGCCGCGGGCGGCGACUGCGCGGACGCGCGGAGUCAGCAGCCACACUUGCCGGUGCCCGGCAAAGGCAGACGCCGCCACGGCAGCAGCUGUGUCGGCCGCGCGGCCAGCGGCGACGGCACGUGCUCGAGCAGCGAGGAUGUAUACUCGCCGCGAACGCCAUCUCGGGCGUUCAGAGUGUGCCCAGAUAAGCUCCCUGACAGCUCCGUUCUAUCUCAUGACUGCGAUCGGAUGGAUAACUCGCAGGCGCUGA